Hypomesus transpacificus is the source of this 2387-nucleotide messenger RNA. RefSeq names its product low choriolytic enzyme. Gene Ontology annotation, molecular function: zinc ion binding; metalloendopeptidase activity. Lineage: Eukaryota; Metazoa; Chordata; Actinopteri; Osmeriformes; Osmeridae. The transcript has 10 exons. Gene Ontology annotation, biological process: proteolysis. The record is from RefSeq and is a predicted model, not a curated record. The coding region runs from base 1152 to 2033 and encodes 293 amino acids.
UUGCGCAGUUAAUACUAUGACAGCGUGUCAACGGCUCCCUAACAGCUACCUGUACAACUCUCGGUUUUAUGAGUGAAUUUGUGAGUGAUAGAUUAAUAUCUGCGCGUGUGAAAUAAUCUAUGUGCCCGCGAUUUUUGACAUAAAUCUGUGGGGACACCCAUAAUUUGCUUGCGGGGCCCCAUAAAAGGCUUGGGCCGGCUCUGAUUAAACCAUAGGCCGUACUGUGAAAUGGUGUAACGCUACUGGUUUUUAUUGUACCAACAUUGCAACACUAACAUCCUGUGGCAUCUAAUGAAAUUAUCUUCAGUACGUGAGACAUUGCAAUAAUUAUUUUUAUUAUCUCUUGAAUGUACAGCUCAUUCCUUUUCUUUACCAAUCAAAACAUGAAAAUAGCCAAUAACCAAAAACACAUUCAUAGGAGUAAUAAAUGAUCCACUCCUAAUGCUGCAUUCAGAUUCUUCUUUACUGCAUCAACACUAGCCAACGGUUGUCUACCUAAGCAGAUCUGUGGUUUCUUCGGUCGCACCUGAAAGGACUUCAGCAUAUAGGAAAUAUUGACAAAAAUGAAGAGAUUUUGCUUUUAUGAUCUGUAUAAGUGACUAGAUGUGGAGGUUGAACGAGUACUUUUGAGAAUUUCAAUUGUGAUCUGAGAAAUAGGAACCAAAGCUUCUGAGAAAUACUGUAAUUACUAUGCACGAGUGUAGCUUAAUUACAAUAUAGCCAUCAGUGUCAUGUCUAAAGUGUAGAUAGAGCCCAGAUAUAUGAUUACAUAUUGGCAUUUAUUGUAAUAUAAAGGCAAACGUGACGGCAUUCACAAAUUAGUUAUUUAGAUGAUACUGAACAACAAACGGAGAUUGCCAAAGUAGCGGAAAGUCGCUAUAUUUGUCGCUAGUCGCUAGAUUAGAUGUUUAUAGGGAAGGCGAAACGUUUCUCAAAAAAAAUGGGCAACACUGAGUAGGCCUACCAUCCAUGCUUUCCCAUAAUCGUUGACAUUUCAGUUUAGGUAUUCUACAGACAACUAGGCCUACUUGUAGGCCUUUGUUUGGACAGGUGUGUCAGAUGACCUUAAUUAGAACCAAGCGAAUGGAGGUUAAAACGGAAGGCAUUUCAGAUUUUAGUAUAGUCUACUUGGGUUUAGGGAGCAGGCUAAAAUGGCGAUGGCUGCUUAUCACGUGCUGGUUAUCUCACUUUUUAUUGUUGGAAGUUUAAAAAAUGUGUUCAACAGCCCCGUAAAGCGAGCGGCUGGAAUGUCUGUGAACACGGACGUGGAAAACGUCUUAGAGCGUGAUAGCCAAAACAACGGGGAAACUCUUGAAGAACCUUUGAACUCUGAAGCUGCUGUGAUGGAAGGAGACAUGAUAGUUUCAACUGACAGAAAUGCGGCGAAAAACCUGUGGCCAGAUAUUGGAGGACAGAUUUAUGUGCCCUACACCAUCAACCCAAACAUAGUGGGAAGGACCAAUGACAUAAAAGCAGCCCUCGAUAUGGUAACAAGUCAAACUUGUGUUAGCUUCUACGUGCGAAAAGAUGAACAAGGCUACGUGGAGUUCACAGAGGGUAAUGGCUGUGCCUCCAAUGUGGGCUAUUUAGGUAAACGGCAGGUGGUCAUACUUGGGCCGCCUUGCAGCGUGGGGAACAUUGCCCAUGAGGUUCUGCACACGCUGGGCUUCCACCACGAGCACACCCGAAAGGACAGACAACAGUACAUCGACAUUUUGUAUGGCAACAUCAUGGGAGGUAAGGAGGGUAACUUCCAGGAGAAGAAUGGCAACACACAGGGUCUACCCUAUGACAUCAACUCCAUCAUGCACUAUGGAGGGUCGUUUUUCUCCGUCAACGGAGAGCCCACGAUCAAAGCCAAGGGUUCCGCCGCGAAAAUGGGCCAGAGGACUUUCCUGACGGAUCUCGAUGUGGACAGGGUCCGACGACUGUACCGCUGUGACAUCGAAGAGCAACAAGACAUGCCCUAUGUUGUGAACUCGACUACCACCAUCCUUGUUACUCCUGCAAAUGCCAACACGACCAAUGUCUAAACGCUGGGCACCAACCAGGAACACCCUGCCUGUGCAGGACUCUGCUGACGACACCAGAGGGCGCACUCGCUCAAGCAGCUGCAGCAUGGUUUAAGGGUGAAAUCAUGACCAACAACUCGGGAUUACAUUUUUAUUUACUUUGUCAUGUGACUGUUUUCAAGCCACAGUAACACAUUUGGGGUCAGAUAUUACUACCAGUGGAGGAAGGACAUUUUAAAUCUGGCUGGAAGUAUUUGACAGGUAAAUGCACAUGUGGGUUUUUAGACUGCAGAAUAUCAAUAAAAUGAAUGCAUAUCAAUAGAAUGGAACUGGAUGUGUGUACCACCUGGAAUAAACUUAAGUGUUGCAAAAUGG